Cynara cardunculus var. scolymus (artichoke) is the source of this 1825-nucleotide messenger RNA. Its product is annotated as BTB/POZ domain-containing protein At3g22104. Gene Ontology annotation, molecular function: protein binding. The transcript is spliced from 3 exons. Bases 180 to 1823 code for a protein of 547 amino acids. The record is from RefSeq and is a predicted model, not a curated record. NCBI's taxonomy places the organism in Eukaryota, Viridiplantae, Streptophyta, Magnoliopsida, Asterales, Asteraceae.
AAGCAAACCCUUUUGCAUUUGUCUCCUUCUCAUUUCAGAAUCAUCUUUUGAUUUCUAGCUCUUUGUCUUCACAUCUUCUCUCUCGCCUAAUUCACCCAUUUGGGGUUCUAGAUUCCCACUCAAUUGGGUCUUCUUCUUUCUUUCUAGGGUUUUCUGAUUUCUGCUUCAUCUGGGCAUCCAUGGAUGCUGCUGCUUGUGAUCUUCAACUGGAUGUUAAUGGCCAAGAAACCUUCUUCAUUCAUGAGAAAAUCAUCUCAUCCUACUGCGGCAGAAUCAGGAGAUUAUUCGGUAAAUCCAAAGGCGCGACAACGAAUCUCAAAGUUAUAUUCCAUGAUUUUCCGGGCGGACCUGAAAGUUUCGAACUUGUAUCAAGAUUCUGCUACAACAAUGGCAGAAUCGAUAUAAACCCCUACACCGCACCUCGACUGUUCUGUGCAGCACAUUAUCUAGAAAUGAACGAAACUAUCACUGGGUCCCACAAUUUACUCGAGCAAUCGGAAAAAUCCCUUGAAGAGAUCAAGUUUUGGAGCUGGCCGGAACUUUUAUCGGCUCUAAGGAGUUGCCAACAUCUAGUCCCCAUCUCGAGUUCUUCAGGAAUUCUUCAGAAAUGCUUGGAUUCUUUAGUGGGCAGGCUCGUUUUCACAAGUGAAACGAGCCCAUCGUGCCCUUCUAGUUCAUCACCGGAAAGCUCGGUUCUUCGGCUAUCCACCGAUAGCAAAAGCACCGAGAGUCUUAAAAGCGGUUUCUUGCGGUCAACCUGGUGGUUCGAAGAUCUUGUAACGGUUUUGACGCCAAAUUUAGUGAAAUUGUUGGUAAAAUCAAUGGUUCUUCACAAAUUCGAUCUUGGCGUUACAAGUAGGUUUCUCUUUUACUAUCAAAAAUCAAGAUUUAUCGUCGUCAAUUUUGACGAAAAGCGAGAAAUAACCGAAACCGUCAUCGAUAGUCUUAGCUUGCUAGACCAACGCUCUGUUCCUUGCAAGAGUUUAUUCGGGAUUUUACGGGUUUCUUUGAAUUUAAACGUUAAGAAGAUCUGCAAGAACAGUUUAGAGCAUAUGAUCGGUUCACAGUUGGAUCAAGCGACGCUAGAUAAUCUUCUCGUUCCACCCCCACACGGGUCGAAUCAUCUUUACGACGUUAAACUCGUCUUACAGUUUGUUAAACAUUUUUUAGCCGGAAAAGGCGGGCGAGAAGUUCCAACGUCCCAGAUGAAGAAAGUUGCUCGAUUGAUAGACUCAUAUAUCGCGGAAGUGGCUCCCGAUCCUCGCUUAAAGGCCUCGAGGUUUUUGGCUCUUGUAACGGCCCUCCCGGAGUCUGCUAGAGACUUGUACGAUGAAAUCUACCAUGCCAUCGACAUUUUUCUUCGGGUCCACACGGGGUUAUCAGACGGAGAAAAAACGAGCAUAUGCGAAAGCAUCAACUACGACAAGCUUUCAACCGAAACAUGCAACCAUCUGACUCAAAAUGACAAAUUCCCGUCAAGAUUUGCCACGACGGCUCUCAAAGCUCAGCAAAGGAAGCUCGAGAACUUGUUCCGUGAUAUGGACUUGAAAAGACGGUUGGUAGCUCCGGGUCGUGAAGCGGUGGAAACGGAACCGAAAGACGGGAAGAGUGAGCAAGUUGUACUUUAUGCUGAACAAGUUGUACAUCAAGUGGAUAUUGUACAUGAGAAUGAGAAGAUGAGGGCACAUUUGGAAGGGAUGCAAUGGAGGGUGGUUGAGUUGGAGAAAGUUUGUAGAAAAAUGCAAACACAAAUGAGCAAGCUCUUGAAAUCAAAAGUGUCUACACAAACUACUUCUAAAUCAUUGCCAAGGCUUUGUUCAUGAUA